Messenger RNA from Alternaria viburni, 255 nucleotides. RefSeq lists its product as uncharacterized. The record is from RefSeq and is a predicted model, not a curated record. The transcript is spliced from 2 exons. NCBI's taxonomy places the organism in Eukaryota, Fungi, Ascomycota, Dothideomycetes, Pleosporales, Pleosporaceae. The coding region runs from base 1 to 255 and encodes 84 amino acids.
AUGUUCAAAGAAUGUGGCCAGGCGUACACGGGUAUGAAGAUGUCGAAUACGUUGCUUGAGAUGAAAGAUUGGGGCGUCCGUACUACAGAAAAGACCAAAAACCUUAUCCGAGACCCGGGGUUAUUCGCUACGAUCGAUUUCUUUGGCAAGAUCGUCCCUGGUGAACACCUCUCAGGUGAAGACUUCCUCCUCGCUAGUGCCGAGGCUAGCCGCCAGGCUAACAGUCCUUCCGAGCCCAAGGAUAUCCAGGAUUAA